AGCAACCUGGUAUGUUGUUCUUUCUCUGUCCUAUUUCCAUAGUUACCCAUUAACAUGAUUCAUCGAUCUUCAAUCUACGCUGCCACAGAAUCAUUCUCUUUAACAAAAAAAUCAGCUUUCUUUUCUUCAUCUUCUAAUUCUCUAAUCACUGUUCAUGAUUCUCAGUCCAAACCCAUUUCGAGUCCCUUUUACAAUCUUCUUCCCCAUACCCAAAACCCCAAUAACAUUGUCAACCUCAUCUCUUCAACCCUCAAACACAAAAGUUCUCAUCUUUCCCUUCUUCAAAAUGACAUCAAAGGGAUUCUUCCCCACAUGGGUACCCAAGAAAUUUCAAGGGUAUUGCUCAGAUGCCAAUCUGAUUACUCUUCAGCUCUCACCUAUUUCAAUUGGGUUAAAAAUGAUUUGGGUAUCACACUUACUGUUCACAACUAUUGUAUAAUUGUUCACAUACUUGCUUGGUCUCGAGUGUUCUCUCAGGCUAUGAAAUUGUUGUCUGAAUUAAUACAAUUGGUUGAGGUUGAUUGUGUUUCUCCAAAUGAUGACAUUUAUCAGAAUUUGGUUUGGUCUAUUGAGGAUUGUAAUUGGAAUCCUGUAAUCUUUGAUAUUCUUAUCAAGGCUUAUGUGAAGACAGGUAUGGUUGAAAAGGCUUUGGCAACUUUUAGGAAGAAUGUUGAGGCUUGUUUUAUCCCCAAUGUAACUGCAUGCAAUUGUUUACUGAAUGGUUUGUCUAAGUUUAAUUACAUUGGUCACUGCUGGGAAGUAUAUGAAGAGAUGGGAAGACUUGGAAUACAUAGGAAUGUUUUUACUUUCAACAUUAUGACUCAUGUUUUGUGCAAAUAUGGAGAUACGGAUAAGGUGAAUGGAUUCUUGGAUAAGAUGGAGGAAGAAGGAUUUGAACCUGACUUAGUGACAUAUAACACUCUCAUUAAUAGCUAUUGUAGGAAAAGAAGGUUGGAGGAUGCAUUUUAUCUAUACAAGAUCAUGUACAUUAGAGGUGUGAUGCCUAAUUUGAUUUCGUACACGGCCUUGAUGAAUGGUCUUUGUGAUGAAGGGAAGAUCAAGGAGGCUCAUCAACUUUUCAAUCAGAUGGUUCAGAGAGGGAUAGAUCCAGACAUUGUGUCAUAUAAUACUCUCAUAUCUGCUUAUUGCAGAGAAGGUAAGAUGCAAAUGUCUAGAUUACUAUUGCAUGAAGCGAUAGGAAAUGGGAUUUGUCCUGACAGUAUCACUUGUCGGCUUCUCGUUAAAGGAUAUGCAAGGGAUGGAAAGCUUCUGUCAGCCUUGAAUUCGGUUGUGGAGCUUCAGAGAUUCGGAGUUAAGAUUCCUGAAGAUGUAUUUGAUUACCUUAUAGUUGCGUUGUGUAAAGAAGGUAGGCCAUUUGCUGCUAGAAGCUUUCUGCAAAGGAUAUCUCAGGAUGGCUAUAUGCCUGAAAUGAGAACUUACCAUGAACUGGUUGAGUCUCUAUGUAAAUUCAAUAAUGUGGAAGAGGCAUUAAUUUUGAAAGCUGAGAUGGUAAAGAAGGAUAUGAAACCGAAUCUCACUGCCUAUAGAGCUAUAAUAAGCUGCCUGUGUAGAGUAAACAGGACUCUGGAGGCUGAAAGUUUGUUGGAGGAAAUGGUUGGUUCAGGCAUUCUACCUGAUCUAGAAGUAAGCAGGGUAAUAAUAAAUGGGUAUUGCAAAGAAAAAAAUGUUGAUAAAGCUGUGUCAUUAUUGAAAUUCAUUGCCAAGGAAUUUCAAAUUUAUGAUACUGAAAGCUACAAUGCAGUUGUUAAAGUGUUUUGUGAGGUUGGUAAAGUGGCUGAGUUGAUGGAGCUUCAGGAUAGGCUGCUCAAGGUAGGGUAUGUUCCAAAUAGUUUAACAUGCAAGUAUAUGAUCCAUGGAUUGCAGAAAGCUAUGGAACUAAAUGAUGAGAUAUCAGGCCACAACAUGCUUGAAGUCUAACACUUUCACAAUAUAGGACUUUGUCCAACAUCUCACCUACCCAAUUACAUGAGCAUGGCAUAUUUGGUUAUCAAGUAAAAUCAAUGGCAUGGCAUAUGAGGAUCACUACACUUUGGAAGGGUUUCUCCCUGCAAAUAGCCCUUUUGAUAUGGUUACUUCAUUUAGGUAAAGAUAAGCUAAACAGAAAACACCGGAUUUGGUUCCAUUCUUCACUAUUGAACCAUAAACUGAAAACACUUAAAGGAGCCUUUGAGGAAAAAUUAUGAUAAAGGGAUGAAGGUUUAAAUGCUUCGCUUUUGGUUAUAAAUUCAACUUGUUUCAUGAGUACAGAUAAAUCAAUACAUAUAUUAGCUGCAUG
This is a messenger RNA of Gastrolobium bilobum, 2296 nucleotides long. Its product is annotated as pentatricopeptide repeat-containing protein At5g40400. The transcript has a single exon. Gene Ontology annotation, molecular function: protein binding. The record is from RefSeq and is a predicted model, not a curated record. Lineage: Eukaryota; Viridiplantae; Streptophyta; Magnoliopsida; Fabales; Fabaceae. Bases 55 to 1938 code for a protein of 627 amino acids.